Molecule: messenger RNA, 862 nt
Organism: Heterobilharzia americana
Lineage: Eukaryota; Metazoa; Platyhelminthes; Trematoda; Strigeidida; Schistosomatidae
Source: the annotation of a GenBank genome assembly
UGGCUUAAUUUCAAUGUGCUCGCCGUUAAACUUGAAGGUCGCGAGUGCGUGGAGCUGCAGAGUCCUAUGCUAGGACGAAACAGCUGUCCAGUACUCCCAGGUUUUUUUAAUAGUUCUCCACCUGAUUUUUGUCAAUGUCAGACAACCAUUUAAGCGAAAAGUUUCUUCUUUCUAAAUACUCAUAUAGACUGAGUACACUAAAUAAUUGGCCUUAUGUUGGAAAGUCGAAAUGUACAGCUGAAAAGUUGGCCAGAUCAGGAUUCUUCCGACCAGAUUCAAAGUUGCCUGAUGUAACUCAAUGUUUUGUUUGUUUAAAGGAAUUAGAAGGUUGGGAACCUAAUGAUGAUCCAGACAAAGAACAUAAAAAUCAUUCACCCAAAUGUCCUUUUCUUAAAUCUAAACCAUACGAAGAAAUGACAUGCAGAGAAGGUCUUGAAAUGGAUGUUGAAAGAUACUGUAAUUAUUUGUCUGACCUUAUUCCAAAGGAAAUUGAUAUUGAAAAGGCUCAAAAGAAAUUCAAAAAGCUUCUUGAAAUUGUACUCUCGAAACUACCAAAAAGAACUCGUCGAAGGAAGUCACAGUCUAGAGCAGCAGAUUCACUUUUGUCAAAUAUUAGUACUAGAUCAACUAGAAAUACUCGAAGGAAAUGAAGAUGAAUAUAUAUGUGGGGUUUUCCCUGAACUUUAACUGUAUAAUCGUUUCUUUUUCUAUGCAUAUAUGCAUACUUUGUAUGAUGAGUACAGCUUUUUUUUUCGCUUACUUUUGACAUAACUAAACUGUAUGAUGUUCAAGUUGAGUGCACACAUGUUCAAAUUUUUGUUCAACAUAGCUGGGGGAUAAUACACUCGUUUAUAUUACGUCA